UGGAACAUUACAGAGUAAGAAUCGGAACAAUUGAGUGUUUGGUAAUUGGACACUAGGAUCAAGGAAUCCCAUAUCUGUAACAAUUUCAAUGCAUUUGCGAAGUCACAUUGUAACUGUAAGUACUGUCUGAGAUCGUUGCGUCCGUUUCUUCGUUUAUAUCAGGCCCUAUUCUCCGAUGAGAUUAUUUUUUUUGUUGCGUGUAUGAGGUCUGUCGGGAGAUUAAAACAUAAGAGAAAUGCAGGGAUUUGUGAGGCUACAUUUGCACUGAUGAACCGCUCUUGUUCUACUACGCUUUACUCGUUCGUUUAUGGAACCAUGGAGUGAAAUAUCGCUUUAGAAAGCGCGAGGAACAAGACGAAUUCUAUUCCGAGACCUCUGGAUCUAAACCCGCCACACCGACUGCUUUAAAUCCCAGCCGGCGUGUUAACGACUUUUACAUCUCAGACGUGGGAUACCUUUUCUGUGUUGGCCAAGGCAGGGAACCUCACGAACCCCUGCCGCUACUCUCGCAGGGUAAAGAGCAAAUAAAAAGGCUUCGGGCACCUCUAACCGGGCGCAGUUUAGCAUUUGAAUACAGCUUGGCUGUAUGAGGGAGGGAGCGAGAGGGGCAGAGUGCGUAGGAUAUUUGAUUUGUUUUUACUUGGUCGAGGGAGUGAAAUGGUAAAACUAGCUAGAAGGGGGAGAAAACGCAUUUAAAAUCGCCCACAUGCUCUGGAUCAAUCGCUGGAUUGGGGCACGGAAUACGAAGAACUGGGAAGACACGAGUUUGAAAUCUUUGCGGGCUGGAAGAUGGCAGAGGGGUGCAGUUGGAAGUGGUGAGAGCCUAACUUCUGGCCACUUCGAAUUUAUUUGUAAACAACUUGCCCCUAUUCGUAGGACACAUGCAGGCCAAAAAACGAUAUUUAAUCCUGCUCUCUGCCGGUACAUGUCUAGUUCUACUGUUCUACUUUGGAGGUGUACAACUUCCAUCUUCGGGCAGGAACCGGCAUGACCGUAGCCACAAUGGAUAUCGCCCCGACCAGCCGUGGCCACACUUCUCGGACCCUUUACAACAAUUCCUACUCUGGGAUCAACCGGACACCGAGGAAUACAACAUUCACAUAUCGCCAAGGCAAAAGAGGGACGUUAACACAAGUGUGUACAAAGGCAAAAGAUGUCGCAUGGAUUCGUGCUUUGAUUUCUCAGCAUGCAAAAGGAACGAUUUCAAAGUGUAUGUCUACCCCCAGCAGAAAGGGGAGAAAAUCUCUGAAAGUUACCAGAAUAUUUUGUCGAUUGUUGAGGGAUCCAGGUUCUACACCACUGACCCGGGUCAAGCUUGUCUAUUCAUCCUGAGCUUGGACACCCUGGACCGGGACUCGCUGUCUCCGCAGUACGUGCACAAUCUCAAAACCAAGGUCCAGAACCUUCAUCUCUGGAACAACGGCAGAAACCACCUCAUAUUUAACUUGUACUCUGGGACAUGGCCGGACUACACGGAAGACCUAGGUUUCGACAUAGGCCAGGCCAUGUUGGCCAAGGCCAGCAUCAGUACCGAGAUCUUCAGGCCCAACUUUGACGUGUCCAUUCCGCUGUUCUCCAAGGAGCACCCUAGGACCGGAGGGGACAGGGGGUACCUAAAGUACAACUCCAUCCCACCUUUCAGGAAAUACAUGCUCGUGUUUAAGGGGAAGCGAUACCUUACAGGGAUAGGGUCAGACACGAGGAAUGCCUUAUAUCAUGUCCAUAACCAGGAGGACGUGGUGCUCCUCACCACCUGCAAACACGGCAAGGAUUGGCAGAAACACAAGGACGCACGCUGUGAAAAGGACAACGCAGAAUAUGACAAAUACGACUACAGAGAGAUGCUACACAACUCCACUUUCUGCCUGGUGCCCCGGGGCAGACGCCUGGGAUCCUUUCGCUUCCUGGAGGCGCUGCAAGCAGCCUGUGUGCCUGUGAUGCUGAGUAACGGCUGGGAGCUGCCCUUCUCUGAGAUCAUCAACUGGAACACUGCGGCCGUCAUCGGGGACGAGAGGCUCCUGCUGCAGAUCCCAUCCACGGUGCGCUCCAUCCAUCAGGAUAAGAUCCUAGCUCUGAGGCAGCAGACCCAGUUCCUUUGGGAGGCCUACUUCUCCUCUGUGGAGAAGAUUGUGUUGACCACUCUGGAGAUCAUCCAGGACCGGGUGCUGCAGCAGGAGUCCAGGAGCACCUUGAUGUGGAACAGCCAUCCCGGGGGGCUCUUUGCCCUGCCACAGUACUCUGCCCACCUGGGAGACUUCCCCUUCUACUACGCCACCCUAGGUAUAAAACCGUACCCCAAGUUCACAGCAGUCAUCCAUGCAGUCACCCCCCUGGUCUCCCAAUCCCAGCCCAUCCUCAAGCUGCUGGUGUCUGUUGCCAAAUCACAGUACUGUGCACAGAUCAUUGUGCUGUGGAACUGUGACAAGCCUCUCCCUGCUAAGCACCGCUGGCCUGCCACCUCCGUGCCCGUCAUUGUCAUCGAGGGAGAAAACAAGGUGAUGAGCAGUCGCUUCCUGCCCUACGAGACCAUUGUCACCGACGCUGUGCUCAGUCUGGAUGAGGAUACGGUGCUCUCGACCACAGAGGUGGACUUUGCCUUCACGGUGUGGCAGAGCUUUCCAGAGAGGUUGGUGGGCUACCCGGCCCGGAGCCACUUCUGGGACAGUAACAAGGAGCGCUGGGGCUACACUUCCAAGUGGACCAACGACUACUCCAUGGUGCUGACCGGAGCUGCCAUCUACCACAGAUAUUACCACUUCCUUUACACAAACUUCCUGCCUGCCAGCCUGAAGGGCAUGGUGGACCAGCUGGCCAACUGUGAGGACAUCCUCAUGAACUUCCUGGUGUCCGCAGUCACCAAGCUGCCGCCCAUCAAGGUCACCCAGAAGAAGCAGUACAAAGAGACCAUGAUGGGACAGUCGUCGCGGGCUUCGCGCUGGGCCGACCCGGACCACUUCGCCCAGCGGCAGACGUGCAUGAACAAGUUCGCCAGCUGGUUUGGCGGCAUGCCCCUGGUCCACUCCCAAAUGAGGCUGGACCCAGUGCUGUUCAAGGACCAGGUCUCCAUCCUGCGCAAGAAAUACAGGGACAUCGAGAGGCUCUGACAGGAUGUGCACCCCCUGCCAGAGAGGCCGGGGGAGGCGGUAGCCGAAGGAGGACCACGACAGUGGCAGUAGGACAGUCAGCCACCUGGAGCCCAAUCUAAGGCGGCGCUACAGCUCUGUCUUCCACUCAGCACAUUGCCAAUGACUACAGCAGCGCCAGGACUUGACGAGCGAAAUGGUGUCUGGAGAACUAUGCGUAAACACACACAGAAUAUACAGAUCUGUAGUACGUUCACAUAAACACACACAGACACUACUGACGAGACUCUUGGAUAGAAUAUUUUUUUUGUAUGAAUGCCACGAAGGAGCGAAUUACGACAGACUUUCCUGCGACUCUCUGCACAUGUGCAGGAUGGUAGAGGAAGGGAGGUGUCCAACAUGGCAACCCAACCUCAGAUCAGAUCCGCCCCGGGCUGGUAACCUAGAGUCAAUGCAACCCCACCUUGACUCCUUCAUGACCUCCCUAUGUCUGCAUCAGGACCACUGAGACACCACCAGCCCCUGCUCUGGACCCUAGGAAACCAUGUCUCUCCAUUACUUUCCUAACCAUACUUCCCUCCCAUAUGUACACUGGUUUGAAGCCUUGGGGUCUUAUCUUCCUAAGAACUGUCCCCUGAUUAAAUUAAAUUCAACAUUUGGUAGUAAAGGUCGAGAAAAGUUGAGUCCAAGCUUUCCCCCCCCUUAUAUUUUUGUUAUUCUUUUACUGGAAGGGUGGUUUAAAAUCUACCAUUUUCAAAUGGUGCCACUCAUAUUGCCAUGAGGCAGUCGCAAAACCCACAGGAACACCCACUCUAUGCUCAGUCUUUGAUUUUCUGAUAGUUAGAUUUUUAUUUCUGUCUGUUUCUCCGAUUUAUCCCAACGAUAAGCCAGAAGCAUGUCACAUUUUAAAUGUACCCUUUCCCUUCAAAACUCUCAACUCUCAAAAGCAGUUUCACUUUUCUCCUCGUCUUUCCCCUCGGAAGCUCCGUACCAGUGUGUGUACAGAGGUUGAAUGUAGGCUCAUCCCCACCAUAAGCCCAAGCAGAGCACUUUCCCUCUGUCGGAAUGAGCAACAUGAACAUUCCUGGAUGAAAUGGAGCAGAACACUGCCCUCUAAACCAAACCCUUUUCACCCAUUUUUUUAUUUCCCCUUUAUUGUUUGAGCAAUCCCGUGGCAGGAGUGCAUGCUAAAUUUAGACCCUGCUUCAUUUCCACAGGGGUGUUACAGAUUUCAGUGACUCGUCUGUUGUGCCAUGUCCCCGAAAUUCACAUUAGGGCUGCCUUUUUAAAAUUGCUUAUUGCACAUAUUUUCCGUAAAUCGAUAUCGAAAGCAGGAGAACAUGCUAUCUGGUCGAAAUGCCCUCUGUAAUAUUCGUUGUUCUUCCUAGAUGCCCUCAUCAUAACGAUGUUGGCGAAAUACAAGCCUCAAAGCCAUUCGAUAGACAUAGGCAAUUUUCAGACAACAUUUGUCAGAGGACAUAUGUUUUGUGUUUAAUGAGAGAAAGACGUUUCAUUUGAAGUGUUGGUUUCCCUGGGGAGCAGCCCAUGCUGAAACCGUCUGUCUCUAUAUUUCCCAUCAUGUCUGACUCUGCUCUGGAUGCGGUGACCCACAACCAUGACCCUUUUGGCUCUAGGCGUACAGUGAAAAGACAACCAGCUCCCCCUUCACCUAGCCUUGUCAUUGUAACGUUCUUCAUUACCCUCUUUGGUCAUCAUUUCUGUUGCUCCUAGUUUUCCUGUGAUGCUGGUGUGCUCACAAUAGACUCAUCCCAGCUCAACUACAUUUUGUCUGACACGUUGUUUUGUAUUGUGGUCCGAUAUGAAAAACCUCCAUACUUCCUUUUAAUUGAUCAAUUUCAAGGAAAUAGCUUUGAGAUGUGGUAGCUCGUGGCUUUAUAGUGAAAUCCUAUUGUGAACAGGCUUUAGUCUUUGUACCACACAAAGAGCCCUGCUAGUUCACUCGAACAGGUACUUGAAUGUCUGAAGACUUGAAGGAGCGUAAGUGUGCUUGAGUGGCCUUUUUUUAUUGUGAAGGUGACUGAAGGUGUCCAUUGAAAGUGCAUUUUUGUUCAGAACUAGGCUGCAUCUGGCUCCCGAGAAACCGGCCCAUAGUGUAUCAGCUGUGAGCCAAAGCUCAACUAUCCAUUUUUUUCUCUAUCCCCUUCGUCGUAUCUGCGCCAUUUCUUAUUGAGGGCGUUGUAGACUCUUUUUUUACAUUUUGAUGUUUUCAUCUUCCAUAUCAGGAAACAAUCAAUGGAGGUCAGUGUCCACUAGGUGUAUACAUGGCCAAUGAGUUGAUAUUGUGUCAUUGGUGGGCCUGGCCCAUCUACUCUUGUCAUUUUCACAAUGUCAAAUGUGAUAUUAUCAGCAUAACACUUCAUACUACAGUACAGUUAGAUUUAGUACAGUUUCAAAGCUGGUACAUUGUCAAUAUAUUGUUUGUUUUUUUCACAAAAUGUUUGCAUUUCAUGUUUAUUUUCUUUCUGGCAAUGUACUCGGGAGAAGUUUUGGAAUGACCUUGUAUGACUUGAUAUUGGCCAAGAGAGAUUUACGUUGUAUUUUGAUGUUGACUUACAGCAAGCCUUGGAUCUCUUGGCACUAGACAUGCAUCUCAUUGAUUCUGAAAAACGUUGGCCUGCAUCUGGUCCCCUUUUUUGAAGUUCAGUCAACCAUCUUUGUAUCAAGCCUUUUUCUAUCUAGAAUUGUCUGAACGAACUUGUUAUAUCUCAAGAGCGAAAGUCCCCAGCCUUGCACAUUGACUUCACGGGCGAAACCAGAGACAUUAACAUUUCUGUACAUAAACAUGUAUAUUUAUUUUCAUAUGUGAGAAAAACCAGACUGUGUAUAGUAUGAAAUGACAGGGGAAAAUAACAGGAUUUCAUGGCUGAAGGAAUAGUUGAUGAGCAAAAAAAGAAAUCUGAUUUUGUAAGUUAUAUACAUUUCUUUAACCCUUGUGCUUUGCUGGGCGGAAAAAAAUUAGUCCAUUGUGGUAUGGGUCAGAUUGACCCGCACAGUGUAAACACACUCGACAGUCAAAGAAUCAAGUAAAAACAGACAAAAUGUUUGUCUUGUCAGACCUUUCAUAAAGAAGAAAUACAAGAACAUUUGAUUUCAAAAACUCUACAUUGAACUAUUUGUUAAAUAUAUUUGUCACAAACCAGCAUUUUCUGUUUCCCCAAGAAGGCUUUUUUUUCCUUCUUUUUUUCCCCCAGUAACACUUAGGUGUGAUUUGACCCUAUUGAAUUAUCCCACAUGUUGAACACAAUGCACGUGUGUGCUUUCUGCAGAUGUACAGUUGAAGUCGGAAGUUUACAUACACCUCAGCCAAAUACAUUUAAACUCAGUUUUAAACUAUUCCUGACAUUUAAUCCUCGUAAAAUGUCCCUAUCUUAGGUCAG
Molecule: messenger RNA, 6481 nt
Organism: Oncorhynchus tshawytscha (Chinook salmon)
Lineage: Eukaryota; Metazoa; Chordata; Actinopteri; Salmoniformes; Salmonidae
Product: exostosin-1b
Exons: 11
Coding region: 882-3104 (740 amino acids)
Cellular component (GO): membrane
Molecular function (GO): glycosyltransferase activity
Source: RefSeq, a predicted model, not a curated record